GAUGUGAAUUUAUAUUACAUGUUCAGGUCAUGCUUACUAGUUUAAAAUCAUUUGUUUCGGCACUAGUUCAUGGUGCGAAGGUGCCUAGAGUUUUAAUGGCGGAGGGUAACGAACAAGGUGAUGCAAAACAGUUGUUGAGGAAAUCCUACAACUUUUUCCUUAAUUGCACUUACAAGGUUCUAUCAGUUGGUCCCAUCCCAGAACAUGUCGCCUUUAUCAUGGAUGGAAAUCGAAGGUAUGCAAAGAUGAACAACAUUGACCCAGAGGAUAGUCAUAGGCCAGGAUUCAUAGCCCUCAUGUCAGUUAUCAAGCAUUGCUAUGAGCUUGGUGUAAAAUACAUAACAAUCUACGCCUUCAGCCUACACAAUUUCAGGAGAAAGCCUGAAGAAAUUGAGAGGUUGAUGAAUUGGAUGAGAGAAAAAAUCGAUACAUUUCUUGAGGAUGAUGGUUUUAUCAAAAGGUAUGGUGUUAGAAUAUACUUUGUAGGGAAAUUGGAGGAGCUAAGUGAAGACCUUCAGGUUGCAACCAACAAGGCGAUGGAAGUAACAGCCAAUAAUACAACAACAUACCUGCUAGUAUGUGUGGCUUAUACUUCAACAGACGAAAUUGCUCAUGCUGUAGAAGAAUCUAUUCCUUACAAUGUUACGAUUAGAAAACAGGAAAACAACCUUGCUACUUUCAAAAUCGAGUUAGCAGAACUAGAAAAACAAAUGUACAUGGCAGUAGGACCGAUGCCAGACAUUUUGGUUCGAAGUUCAGGAGAGACAAGACUCAGCAACUUCCUUCUUUGGCAGACCGAUAGAUGCCUCCUGUAUAGUCCUUCUGCUCUGUGGCCAGAGCUUGGGUUAGGCAAUUUGGUGUGGGCAGUAAUCAGCUUCCAAAGGCACUAUCUCUAAUUGCAGAAAAUACGAAAAUCGUUUUAAUGUUUGCUAGCUCCUAUAUGUUUUUGCUUUGCUAUACUAGGGUACACUUAAUGAUCUUGGCCAUUAUAUGUGACGUCCAUGCUAAAUCAUGGAUCAUCAUCAACAAAAUGAAUGUCUGUAGUCCUGUUUUAACUGUUGAAUGAAUCAGAUUAGACACUUUUUUUUAUC
Molecule: messenger RNA, 1091 nt
Organism: Chenopodium quinoa (quinoa)
Lineage: Eukaryota; Viridiplantae; Streptophyta; Magnoliopsida; Caryophyllales; Amaranthaceae
Product: dehydrodolichyl diphosphate synthase 6-like
Exons: 1
Coding region: 30-896 (288 amino acids)
Biological process (GO): polyprenol biosynthetic process
Cellular component (GO): endoplasmic reticulum
Source: RefSeq, a predicted model, not a curated record